CGUCUAGAAGUGGCUAGUCAUCAGAAGAAAGUGAAGGGCAUUUCAGCACGUUUACGAGAUUUUAGAAUCGAGAAACGUCAAGUUGGAGUGCCAAGCGGUGCUAGUCAUUAUCGGCAAGUGAACUUGCGUUUAUCUCAAAUCUAUCUGAGAAUCAGCCAAAACAAGCGUAUCAAAGAUUUUCUUGUCAAUUCACUUACCAAUGUGCAUCUAAGUAGUUUACUGCGCAUCGUUCGACGACGACUGAUCUGUGAUCAAACACUGAUCAAGUUGUUCAAGCAGUUAGCUGAGUCGGCGCCUCCGGAUUAUAUGCUCUCGGAUGCAGAUCCUGUUGCAGCCAAAGCCAUUGUUACGUUCAAAAUUGCUUAUCACAAGAAUGUCGUCUGCUUCUUUUAUCAGCUUCGGACACGAAUACCGAAAGCGAUAAUUCAGCCAGUGAUAAUAUCUCUGCUGAAAUACUCACUCGUCCCUCAUCGUCUCGAAAAGUAG
This is a messenger RNA of Gongylonema pulchrum, 486 nucleotides long. NCBI's taxonomy places the organism in Eukaryota, Metazoa, Nematoda, Chromadorea, Rhabditida, Gongylonematidae. The record is from the annotation of a GenBank genome assembly.